Messenger RNA from Striga asiatica, 372 nucleotides. The record is from the annotation of a GenBank genome assembly. Lineage: Eukaryota; Viridiplantae; Streptophyta; Magnoliopsida; Lamiales; Orobanchaceae.
AUGCGGAAAAUCGUGGCCAACAACAUCACCUCCUUCGUAGAGAGGGUCGCCGUUUUUAGGAGGGUCCGGUUGCCGGCAAAUCGUGACCUGUUGGCAAGCUCCAGUCUUCUGUUUGAGCAUCUCGUCGACGAUGUAGAGGAGAUUGCCUGGUUCGUCUCCAAUGGCAAUUUCCGGCGACUACAAAGAGGAGCAACGCAGCUCAAUUUUUGGCAGAUGAAGGCGGCGGCGGCUUAUGAGCUGACUGUGGAAGGCGGUCCGGUUGCCCCAUUGCGGCGGCAGGAGGCACGAGUUUGCUGUGCAGUAGCGGCAAACUCCAUGUCCGACGGCGGAGCUCCCGUUGGCCGCUUCUAUGGUGGUCGAUGGCGGAGCUGA